ACACGAUUAUUCGACGCCAACGAUACAUCACAAAGAUAAUAAUAAGUUCCAUACCUGCAAAGCCUUAUCACGUUUUUUCCAAAACACUCCACCAAAAAUGUCCGACAAAGUAACAAUUACAGUGAACGAUGGAAAAAUACGAGGCAUCAAACAAACAUCUACUUUCUCAGGAACAGAAUUUUAUUCUUUUCACGGAGUACCUUAUGGACAGCCACCUGUAGGAGUUUUAAGAUUCAAGGAUCCGGUAAAAGUGAAACCAUGGAAAAACAUUUACGACGCAACGGUCGAGAAACCAGGAUGUGUGCAAUUUUCUUUGAGGAAACUUCGCAUUAUGGGCACAGAAGAUUGUUUAUUUGCUAAUAUCCAUACAACCAAACUACCGCCGCAAGGAGAUGAACCUUUGAGAUCAGUAAUCGUGAAUAUUCAUCCAGGAGCAUUCAUGUUCGGUAGCCCAAAUAACGAUCACUUUGGAUCACCGAAUUACAUCAUGCAAAACAACGUCGUAUACGUUUGUUUGGCUUUUAGAUUACAUAUUUUAGGAUUUCUCAACUUGGGAAUAGAAGAAUGCUCGGGAAAUCAGGGAAUUAAAGAUAUCAUAAUGGCACUUCAAUGGGUCAGAGACAACAUACGAUAUUUUGGUGGAGAUCCAGAAAACGUAACGUUGUUGGGGAGCAGCAGUGGAUCAGCCAUUAUUCACAUACUAAUGUUAUCUUCGGCAGCAAGAGGUUUAUUUCAUAAAGCUGUAAUGAUGGGUAUGUAUUUAUUCGAUCCGUCCAUACCUUUUGAAGACUCGCAAGGAUCUCUCGUGAAGGACUAUGUAACUGCACUCGGUUACAAGGGAAAUACCGAUGACAAGAAAAGAGUGCUUUCGUUCUUGAGAAGACAAAAACCCGAAGUGCUUCUAAUACAACAGAGAGAGAAACAGAAAAAAAUCCAAGAGAAUUUAGCUCCUCUGAUUCCGCUAGGAAUCUUUUUGCCAACAAUCGACCAAGGGGAAAACGCAGUGUUACCAGAAUCACCACGCAAAUUAAUCUCAUCCAUGAUGCGAAUACCUCUCUUGAUAGGAUUCUGUGAUAAGGAAUCAGUCAUGGGAUUUUGCCUGGGAGAAUUGAAAAAAAAUACGGAAAAAAAUUUCAUGACAUCGUUUUGUCAAAAUAGCUGGGGAUGGGGAUACGAGUUACGAGAGAAAGAUAUCUCAUUUAUUCGCAAGGAAAUCGAAAACUUCUACAAUCAAGGCCAACCCAUAGAACGUGCCAUUUUAUCGGUCAAAACAGAUAUCCAAACUGAUAUAAUAUUAUCAGACGUUUACGACACACUGAUCAACGUGAUAGCAAACGAUUUUCCCGAAUCAGUAUACGUAUUUGAAUUCAAUUUCGAAGGCGACGUUUACACCAUAAAAACAGCUGUGAAAGAUGUACUGGGAGAAAAACUAGAAGGCACUUUUCACGGCUGUGAUUUCAAUUAUUGGAGUUGCUGCGAUGAAAUUCCAAAUAACGAGACUCGAGAAAUGAUCAGUGUUUUUACAUUGGCAAUUUCAACUUUCGCAAAAACUGGCAAUCCGAAUUGCGAACAUUUACAUUUUCAAUGGAAACCUUCCACAAUUUCCCAGCCAUGCUAUUUAAAUUUCAAUACAACAAUCAAAAUAAUCGAUGGGAAGUUGAACGACAAAAGAUCGCAAUUUUGGAACGAGCUGAGAAAAAAGAUGGUCAAUAAGUAAAAUAGGCUGUAACAUUAAUGAAUCCUAUACCUCAUAUAAAUGAAAUACAUGUUCGCAUAGAUUGAACCUUUA
Molecule: messenger RNA, 1789 nt
Organism: Planococcus citri (citrus mealybug)
Lineage: Eukaryota; Metazoa; Arthropoda; Insecta; Hemiptera; Pseudococcidae
Product: esterase FE4-like
Exons: 10
Coding region: 98-1717 (539 amino acids)
Molecular function (GO): serine hydrolase activity
Source: RefSeq, a predicted model, not a curated record